GCGGACGGCGGCUCUGGACUCCGGGCAGCGGCUCGCGCCGCGGACGAGCCCCACCGCGCUGGCCAUGGCCUCCAACUUUAACGACAUAGUCAAGCAGGGCUACGUGAAGAUCCGCAGCAGGAAGCUAGGGAUUUUUCGGCGAUGCUGGUUGGUUUUCAAGAAGGCUUCUAGCAAAGGACCCAGAAGGUUAGAAAAAUUUCCAGAUGAAAAGGCAGCUUAUUUCAGGAACUUUCAUAAGGUAACUGAACUGCACAACAUCAAAAAUAUAACCAGACUGCCUCGAGAGACAAAGAAGCAUGCAGUGGCAAUUAUCUUUCAUGAUGAAACGUCUAAGACAUUUGCCUGUGAGUCAGAGCUGGAGGCAGAGGAGUGGUGCAAGCAUCUGUGCAUGGAGUGCCUGGGGACGAGGCUCAACGACAUCAGCCUCGGGGAGCCGGACCUGCUGGCAGCAGGGGUGCAGCGCGAGCAGAAUGAACGAUUCAAUGUGUAUCUGAUGCCAACACCAAAUCUGGAUAUUUACGGUGAAUGCACAAUGCAGAUCACUCAUGAGAAUAUCUAUCUCUGGGAUAUCCACAACGCCAAGGUCAAAUUGGUGAUGUGGCCUCUUAGCUCGCUGAGAAGAUAUGGUCGAGACUCGACAUGGUUCACCUUUGAGUCAGGAAGAAUGUGUGACACGGGAGAAGGACUGUUCACGUUUCAAACAAGGGAAGGAGAAAUGAUCUAUCAGAAGGUCCAUUCUGCGACACUGGCCAUAGCUGAGCAGCAUGAAAGAUUGAUGCUGGAAGUGGAGCAGAAGGCCCGGGAUGCUUGUUACACUGCAGAUCCUUUCCAAACCCUGCCCUGCGUGAGAGGAAGAGCAGGUGAUUCUUGCCUGCAGGAGAGACCACAGCUUCAGACAAGCCUGACUGAGCCCAUGACGUUAUCCAAAUCGAUCUCUCUUCCUCGUAGUGCGUACUGGCAUCACAUCACUCGUCAGAACAGUGUUGGGGAAAUCUACAGUUUGCAAGGCCACGGGUUUGGCCCGGCAAAGAUGUCCCGGGCGCAGACGUUUCCCAGCUACUCCACGGAGCCCAGUGAAGAGGCUCAGCAGCCUUUGUCACGGUCCAGCAGCUAUGGAUUCAGCUACAGCUCAAGCCUCAUUCAAUGACACCCAGAGAGCAAAUGCUGACCAGAGACAGUCUGUCCUGGACCCGCCUGUAGGGUCGUUGCACCCUCUGCCUCCCGGAAGACCUAUUGCAGUACAAACUGACAUGGGUCGGAUCUAGCCCCAAUCCCAUUGGAAGGUUAAAAACUGGAGUUCUACUUCCUUGGUUCAGUGGCUAAGUCCUUUAUUUAUUGAAUUUCUUUGGGGGAAUCUAUGUUUUACAACAGUAGAAUCGAACAGUCAUUUAAAUAAACAAAAUUCUUUGGGUCUGAGAGUAGCGGAAGCCUUGGCAUGGGGAGAAGUUGCCCACCCUGGGUCAAGCCAGAGUGAUGGAUGCCCACUCCUGCCUCAUGGAUCAGUCCUCCAUGAGCACAGCAUCUGUCCUUAGACACAGUGGUACAUGCUCUGUGGCUUUUAAAGUUUUGACAGGGACAAAUCAGUAAAUACUACAAGUGGCAUCGUAACUCUCCAUAUAAAUAAGCCCAGUGGCAAUUAAGGGGACACACUAUUUAGCAGGGCCCUGUAGCUCUACUGUGUGUGUGUGUGUGUGUGUCUGUCUGUCCGUGUAGACAAAUAUAGAUAUGGAUACCACCAUAUCCAUCUAUAUAUAACAAGUAUAUAUUAAACGUGUGUUGAGGGUGACAGGACAUGCUCACUUAAGUUAUUGAAAACUGUAAUUUGGUACAUUAAAUUAAGAUUGUUAUGUUGAAUAGCUAUUUUUAAAAUAGUGCUGUAAAAAAGGCUUCUCAUUAGCAAAUGUAUUCAUGUAGUUCAGUCUACUCCUAUGACAAUUGUAAGCAAAACUCAGAAGGCGAAUGCUGUGGAUGCACACGGGCCAGUCUAGCUGUCCCACCCGUCAUGUUGUCGGCUGUCUGUCCAGUCAGCAUUCUCUUGUUGCUGAUGUUCUUCCUCCAGCCAUCCUUCUGAGCUACGUAAGGAAGAUGCAGUGUGAUCACUGAUCAGCUUCCACUUAACCUUCAGAAAAAGGAGACGCUCCAAAUGAGAAACCGUUAACAAAGAAGUAAACGUAAACUUAGAUAAAUAGUGCAGGUAUUCUGCAGUCAAGAGAAGAGUAGAUGAGCACAGGACUGUAGAUGUUUACAUUUAAAAUUUCAUAGAUGCCAUUCUCAGAGAGCCAUCAGGGACCCGUAACUCCAUACUGGGCUUUAUUUUUUACUUUUCCUGGACACAGGUUUUCUGGGAUUAUAAGAGAAAUUAUGAGUUUUUUUUUUUUUUCAUCCAUACACUAAGGAGAAAUCCAUAACAUUUCAAGGGAACUGAAGAACUGAGUGAAGUCUGGCUAGUUUAGGUCAACAUAAAUGUCUGCCCUUCAUCCUGGAAUUUACUCAAGUGAAUGUAAAAAUUAUUUUGCCUGAGUUGCUGGAUGCCAUGCACUCAACUGGUUCUCUCUUGAAUCCUCUAUGGUGGUUUAAACAACAGUGAGCCUGGCCCAUGAAAGCUUGAUUUUUUUCCUACUAGGAAAAUUUUUUAAACUCUCAAAGUUAGUCUAUUGAAGGGUACCUUUUGUGCUGAUCUUGGGUAAGAUUUUUUCAUCCCUAUCUAUAGCUUGAGUCCAGACUGACAAUUCAUCUCCCUGAAUGACUACUGGAUCAAAGUGGGUCCAGGUCCAUCCUUGAUAAAUGUGCGCUUAGAGCAAGUACCUCGGCUCUUGGAACCACUGAGAGAGAUAUGAAAACCCCAUCAAGACACUAAUCUUAAGAGUUAAUGUGGCUGCAAAAAAAAUAAUUAUCCUAAGCUUCCAGGGAUAAAAAGAAAAUUAUCCAAACUCUCUGCGCUGUGAAUGUUGCUGACAUAGCAGAGUAACUGGUGACUGAUUCCCUGCAACCUACAACCUUCCCUAGAAACCAAGCUUUCAUGGUUAACCACCCCUGAAUUUCUCUAGCACAUGGCAUUGGCCAUUGAAAUGCUGCUAGUCAAACACACCAGAGCAACUCCCAGCUGAGACCAUGUGAGCACAGUUCCUAUUGGGGCCACCUUCAGAGCAAGCCUCUCUCCAGCCCCUCAGCCGAGCUGUUGCUUCCACACCAUAAGUUUACACAGUGGACUUAUGGUGAAAGGCCCUCAAGGGCCCCACUUCACGUCUCUGCUUUAUUAAUGUGCUGGAAGCACAGACAGCGAGUCCAAGGGGGAUUCUGCUAAUUAGAUGAGUCUGCUCUUGUGUCUAUUUGUGGGAGACAAACAACUGCAGGAAGUUGCUUCAGGAACAUCAUGUGGUUCCUUCGUUACCAGGGAGCAUAACGAAGGAGGCACCAAAGACCAGGCAUAACCUUGGGCCAGUUGUUCAUUCUGAAGAUAAUGUCAUAAAGAACGGUGAAAGAGAAAUUUACUUAACCCUUUCUCAUUACAGUGAGAAUAAAGCUAUACAAUAUCUCAUGGUACAUUUUUGUAGCUUAACUAUAGUAUACUCCUCCAAGCAUAUUUACAAUUGCAGCAAAAUCAAAGCUGCUGAACAAACAGGAGAAUUUGCAUUCAUCUAAUAUACUUGGCAUGGGCAGUGUUUAUUGUAAUAAGAAUUGUAAACAGAUAAAUCUUCUACAAAAACCAAAGAUGGAAAGUUACUGUACCCAUCACCUGGGACUUGAUAAGAUCAAUUCCACUGGAUCAACCAGAAUGGUCAAGGACGUGUGCUCAACCCACCUGAAUGUGUAGAAGAUGCCACUACCCAUUGCAAGUCAUCCCCCCCACCCCAGAGUGUGUACUCUGUCUAUAAUAUUUGACAUUUUUUAAUCGAGGAGGGAUUAUUAUGAACCAAAGACAUCUUUUGGCUCAUUCUAAAAGUGACUCAUCUGGGGUUCUAUCCAAAUCUGUACAGAUGAAUGAAAAGAUUGAUGAUGAAGAAUUCACCAUAAAUAAUAAAGGCUCUUCUGACAACAGAGAAAGCCUGGAGAACGUACACAUCUCACAGAAAGAUUACAUGAAGGGAUUAAUUUUAUGUCCCUAAUUGUUUCUGAUAAUUAAUGUACACAUAACCAACACAUGACAUUGUGCUAAAAAUGCAAAAGUAAACAUGACCUAAUUGUUUACUAUUCUGGUGGGAGGAGCGAAAAACAUAUCUUUCACUUGUUCAACAAACAAUAAGCACUGAGAACUAAUUCAUUUAUACAGGUUGCAAAUAUUAUGAAUCAAUAGAUUCUGGCAAUCUGCCACAAUUUGAAUUUAAUGAAACAAAAGUAUACAUGUACUUGUAUAUUAGGAAAGAUGCUGUUUGAUAGAGCAUGUGAAAUAAAGUGAAAUACUUAUUAAAAUUAAACCUCACCUUUUUCACCAGAUAAUAACUAGUGUACUAGUUCUAGUAUCUUAUAUAAUUCUUCUCUGUCUUCAUUGGGCAAUUAUGUUUUAAAAUCAUCUCUCUCCUAUAAAAUGGUCACCCACCAGUUCUUUCUGUCCCAUUUAGGAAGAGUAGCCUGCUAAAUAACUUUGCACUCUCAGUAGUAGCUUCUACAGUUCCAAUUUAUUGCAUGUAGUAUCUUUACAAUAGCUAGCACACACAUCAUAAAAGUUGAUGUCAGCCCCUCAUUCUUUGGCCAAUAUCUCAGAAAACUGUUUACAAGAGCAUGAAGACCCUACUCCACAGAUUAUUCGAACCAUUUAUGAAAAUCAACCAUUACUGCUACAGUAAAAACAGGCUAAGGAAAUUAUAUUCUUAUAGAAAAAUUAUAGUCCACUUUUGGCUAUUACAACACAGCACAAUAAAUGGGCAAUGUACAUUCAGUAGGGCUGAGCACUGGGUCCUUGACACUUCAUGUUUUGUAAUGAAUAUUAUACUUAAAGUGUUCAAGGUGAAAGUUAAACAUUUAACCCAGUUCUAUUAACAUGUUUAUCAACACUUUGCAAUGUAAAAUUACUUACUGGUACUUUAUAAUCUCCCAACCAUAGCCUUCUCAAAAUGGGUACAAUUUUGUCACUGAGUAUGCAUUAAUAGUUAUAAUAUUUGACCACACACAUUAAUUUCUAGCCAACAAAUUUGUGAAGUAUGUAUUUGUUGGCUAUGAAAUUUUGGAGUGCAGAUUUCCUUGGAAAGGUAAAGAAGGAAGGUGGUGACCAGUCAGGUGGACUGCAAUUUAGAUAAAAUGAUGAAGAACCCAGUGAAAUGUCCAGAGUAACCACGCUACUUGCUUGACAUUCUAACCCUGAUUCUGUGUCACAGACUUGGCCUUCUUUACUCUUGUCACCUUGUCCUAAGUAUUUAAUUUAAAGAAGAUAUCAAUUGCAUCAUGGCUUGACAUAGCCCCAAAAAGACGUUACCAGUAAAUACGCUUCUUUUAGUUUAAUGAAAAAAAAAAAUUCCACACAAAGAAUAUGUACCAAAAUCUCCAUAGUAAAAUAUAUCCUCAGUAAUAUGAGAAUCAUUUUGUAUGGCCAAUCUCAUUUGCGUUUCAUAGUGAAACUAUAUUAUUACCAGUGACCUACGCUGGGAUUAAAAUAAUCGAGAUCAACAACCUCACAUAUGCAUUCUCUUUAGACAUAAUUUAAAGACUAACUACCUUGCUUUGGAGAACGACCACAAAUCCUUCCUCAUUUCUACAGCUAUCCCGACAGAGGAGGCUCUAGUUUGUAGUCUCUCAUGGGCAUAACUUGAGAUCUUGGGCACAUUUCUAGACAGGUGGAAUGCUAGCUAGUUCUGAAUAUAAUAUUAAAGGUCAUGCACGAUAAAGGUCCUUCUUUAUGUGCUUCUCAUGGGAGGGGAAAAGCUGAAACCUAGGGGUGCUGUAAUUUGUUCAAAGGCAAAAAAAAAAAAAACCAGCCAGGAGUAGUUUCACCUAGUCCAGGCUCCUGACCCAGGGAUAUUUCUUUGGCUCCAUCUCAUCUCCCAGUUAAAUAUAGCAGGAAUUGAGAAACGCCACAUGGCUUUGAGAUAAAUAAGCCCUUGUACAUUUAAGUCUUUAAAAGACUUUCAGAUUAUUCUUGCUCUUCCUAAAUUCAUCACCAACUCUGUCUAUGGAGAGGCUUAAUGGGGCUGUUCAUCAGCAUUGUUGUAGGUCAUGAACAAUUGGCAUACACUCUAUUACUCUUCUGUUGUCAGCCUGUUCUCGGUUAGAAUUUCCAAUCAAUAUAUUAUGGAGUAAUAGUCAGACAAAAACACUUAGAUGUUUGUGUUUUUCAGUCCUGAUAAUUCAUCAUAUUGGUGUCAUUGUUUAUGGCUUUGUCACAGUUUUGUUAGAUAAUUGCCACGGCUGCUUUUUUUUUACAUGUGAAUUUUGAAAGCUUCCAUUUUCAAUAGAAAUUUUGGAAUUUUAGCAUUGAAAUACCUUAUACAUCAAGGUUUUCCUUCUGAAACUCAUUAGACAAUUAUUUAA
Messenger RNA from Lepus europaeus (European hare), 6462 nucleotides. It is a transcript of the gene DOK6, whose product is annotated as docking protein 6. Lineage: Eukaryota; Metazoa; Chordata; Mammalia; Lagomorpha; Leporidae. The transcript has 9 exons. The record is from RefSeq and is a predicted model, not a curated record. Gene Ontology annotation, biological process: cell surface receptor protein tyrosine kinase signaling pathway; positive regulation of MAPK cascade. Bases 65 to 1147 code for a protein of 360 amino acids. Gene Ontology annotation, cellular component: cytoplasm.